AUGUAUAUCGUACAUUGUGGAGCAGGAAGUCAAAAGAUCAAAUGGCUAGCUGAUGUAGCUAUUCAUAGAUAUGACCCUUAUUUCGCAAUGGACACUGGCUUAGCCCAGGAAGUUAGAUUUGAAAAUGGAGUAUUGUUGAAUAUUGAGGGAAUGAUAUCUGAAGAAUUAACAGAUGAUCUUCAUGUUUAUAUACAUUUAAAGGAGGACAUUGCAAAGCAAGAAGAAGCUAAGGGGAAAAAGAAGAGAAGAUGA
This is a messenger RNA of Stylonychia lemnae, 252 nucleotides long. NCBI's taxonomy places the organism in Eukaryota, Ciliophora, Spirotrichea, Sporadotrichida, Oxytrichidae. The record is from the annotation of a GenBank genome assembly.